CAAUAAUAUUGAUUCGAUUGCUAACAUUUUGAAAGAAGAUUUGAUAAACGUUUCUGAUUGGAUGAAGGCAAACAAAUUAAGCCUAAAUGCUAGCAAAACAGAAUACAUGGUUAUCGGUUCUCAUAAAAGGCUUCAUCAAACUCAAAGUGAUCCACCAAUCACUUUUAACAAACGAAUAAACUUUAGUACUGAUAGAUCACGGACCAGCAACGUAUGGUGA
Molecule: messenger RNA, 220 nt
Organism: Paramuricea clavata
Lineage: Eukaryota; Metazoa; Cnidaria; Anthozoa; Malacalcyonacea; Plexauridae
Source: the annotation of a GenBank genome assembly